GUCAGGGAGAAGUAGUGAUAAGAGCAGAUAAAAAUAGCAGCAGUAUACAUUUACACAUGAGCACACAGGAAGAAAAAAGUGAUUGGAAAAAGUGAUCAAUGGAUGCUGGAUGUAUAAUUUUUCCUAGAAGUCGUCGCUCCUCCCUGACCAUGUGAUGCAGGUCAAACACAAGAUAGAGAGGACAACCUUACCUUCCUCCCCUUACAGAGAUUAGAGCGCAACAAAUAUACCCGAGUGCUGAAGAAGAAGUCAGACAACAAGAGUUUCAUUUUGUUAGCCCGAGAGGAGUUUGGGAUUUUUUUAUGUCUAUACCAUAAAGAGAUCUGAAGACAAAUGUGCUAAUGACGGCUGAUACGCUACUGGAACGGUGGAAUAGAGGAAAUACAGAGAAAGAUUCCUGCAUGGAUGAAGAAAGGGAAUCUCCACCACACAAAAAAUUGGCCCAUUCAAUUGAAGAAAUACUGAGGAGGCCCACAUGUGUCAGGAAAGAGAAAAGGGUUCAUCGUGACUGGUCUGUUAUCAAGGAGAACACCAGAACUUUUAACCAGCUCUCAUGCGCAGAAACCCCACAAAUCAGACUAGAGUCUCCAAAAGCCACCACAGAAUGCACAAGUCAGAGAAAAAAGAGGCAAACAAGGGUCACUUUCACACCGUUCCAGGUGCAGGAGCUGGAGAAAGUCUUCCAACAGAGUCACUACCCAGACGUCAACACAAGAGACCAGUUAGCCUCUGACCUGCACCUUACUGAGGGCCGAAUACAGAUUUGGUUCCAGAAUCGCAGAGCCAAAUGGAGGAAGGCGGAAACACUAAAGGAUAUAGAACCGAUGAUGAACCAGCACGUACAGUCAGCCAGUCAUCCACUGUAUUAUUAUGAGCUCUUACAGACACCUCAGCUUCAGGCAGGGUGCUGGCUGCCAUGCUGUUUACCUAAACCCUUUCAAUCAAGGCUGUUCAUCAGAGGCACAUCAACACCCGCUUUGCUGAUCAACACACAUUCCCCAGAUCACAGGACUCUGUAUUUUGACCCGCUGGGAACAGACAGAUAGCACUUUUAGUAUUCUUACAAAUGAUGUCAGUGUUAUUGAUGUGGUACAAAAAUCAUAAUGAUCAUAGUGUACUACUGUGAUCUGUAAACUACAAUAACUGUUUAAUUGAUGUGUCAUGGUGCAAAGUAUACUGUGCUGUCGUGACCUGAAACUUAA
This is a messenger RNA of Larimichthys crocea (large yellow croaker), 1202 nucleotides long. Its product is annotated as intestine-specific homeobox-like. The record is from RefSeq and is a predicted model, not a curated record. Bases 342 to 1046 code for a protein of 234 amino acids. Gene Ontology annotation, molecular function: RNA polymerase II transcription regulatory region sequence-specific DNA binding; DNA-binding transcription factor activity, RNA polymerase II-specific. The transcript has 5 exons. Lineage: Eukaryota; Metazoa; Chordata; Actinopteri; Sciaenidae. Gene Ontology annotation, biological process: regulation of transcription by RNA polymerase II.